Messenger RNA from Colius striatus (speckled mousebird), 4053 nucleotides. It is a transcript of the gene JPH3, whose product is annotated as junctophilin 3. Gene Ontology annotation, biological process: regulation of synaptic plasticity. The transcript has 5 exons. The coding region runs from base 64 to 2349 and encodes 761 amino acids. The record is from RefSeq and is a predicted model, not a curated record. Gene Ontology annotation, cellular component: endoplasmic reticulum membrane; junctional membrane complex; plasma membrane. NCBI's taxonomy places the organism in Eukaryota, Metazoa, Chordata, Aves, Coliiformes, Coliidae.
GCUGGUUGUUGUCUCUUUUUUUUCUUUUCACCUUUUGGGGGAUUUGCAAACCGAAUUACAUGCAUGUCCAGUGGGGGAAGGUUUAAUUUUGACGAUGGAGGGUCGUACUGUGGAGGCUGGGAGGACGGAAAGGCUCAUGGCCACGGAAUCUGUACCGGCCCGAAGGGUCAAGGUGAAUAUUCGGGCUCCUGGAGUCACGGCUUUGAGGUGCUGGGGGUCUACACUUGGCCCAGCGGCAACACUUACCAGGGCACCUGGGCGCAGGGCAAGCGCCAUGGCAUUGGCAUGGAGAGCAAGGGGAAGUGGGUGUACAAAGGAGAGUGGACCCAUGGAUUUAAGGGACGGUACGGGGUCCGAGAAUGCACUGGAAAUGGGGCCAAGUACGAAGGCACCUGGAGCAAUGGAUUACAGGAUGGCUACGGGACAGAGACCUACUCGGAUGGAGGGACGUACCAGGGCCAGUGGGUCGGGGGGAUGCGCCAGGGUUACGGCGUGCGGCAGAGCGUUCCCUACGGCAUGGCUGCGGUUAUCAGGUCACCCCUGAGGACGUCCAUCAACUCCCUGCGCAGCGAGCACACCAACGGCACCGCGCUGCACCCCGACGCCUCGCCGGCCGUGGCCGGCAGCCCCGCCGUGUCCCGCGGCGGCUUCGUCCUCAUGGCGCACAGCGACGCCGAGAUCCUCAAGAGCAAGAAGAAGGGAAUCUUCAGGCGGUCGCUGCUGAGCGGCCUCAAGCUCCGUAAGUCCGAGUCGAAGAGCUCGUUGGCCAGCCAGCGCAGCAAGCAGAGCUCGUUCCGCAGCGAAGCCGGCAUGAGCACGGUCAGCUCCACCGCCAGCGACAUCAACUCCACCAUCAGCCUGGGGGAGGGCGAAGCCGAGCUCUCCGUCAUCGAAGACGACAUCGACGCCACCACCACCGAGAUCUACGUGGGCGAGUGGAAGAACGACAAGCGGUCGGGCUUCGGGGUGAGCCAGCGCUCCGACGGGCUCAAGUACGAGGGGGAAUGGGCCAACAACAAGCGGCACGGCUACGGCUGCAUGACCUUCCCCGACGGCACCAAAGAGGAGGGCAAGUACAAGCAGAACAUCCUGGUGAGCGGCAAGAGGAAGAACCUCAUCCCGCUGCGGGCCAGCAAGAUCCGUGAGAAGGUGGAUCGGGCCGUGGAGGCGGCCGAGAGGGCGGCCACCAUCGCCAAGCAGAAAGCGGAGAUCGCGGCCUCCAGGACCUCUCACUCCAGGGCCAAGGCGGAGGCGGCCGUGACGGCGGCGCAGAAGGCUCAGGAGGAAGCGCGGAUCGCCAGGAUCACUGCCAAAGAGUUUUCACCUUCCUUCCAGCACAGGGAAAACGGGCUGGAAUGCCAGCGGCCCAAGCGCCAGAACUCCAGCGACGACAUCGAGGUGCUGUCCACCGGGACCCCUCUGCAGCAAGAGAGCCCCGAGCUGUACCGCAAAGGCACCACCCCGUCCGACCUGACCCCCGACGACAGCCCGCUGCAGAGCUUCCCUGCCAGCCCCUGCUCCACGCCUCCCCUGGGGCCUUCCUGCAGGAACAAGAGCGCUCACUUCUCCAGGCAGGUGUCCGUGGAUGAAGAGAGGGGUGGGGAGAUCCAGAUGCUGCUGGAGGGCCGGGGUGGGGAUUACCUGCGGCCCAACAGCUGGGGCGAAGAGAAGGCGGCCGGGCCGCGCGGCCUGAGGAGCGGGAGCCUGCGCAGCGGCCAGCCGGGCUCGGCCUCCCUCCCCGAAGACUACCGAGGUCGGAGCGGAGGGCACAAACAUUCGGCCUCCAACCACAAGCAAAGAGAGAGGUGGACAGAUUCCCCAGCCACGGUUUCGUGGACUUCCCACCACAGGUCUCACAACCACAGCUCAGGGAGCUCCAAGCUGCUUGAGCUGGACGAGGAGAAGAUGAGCAAUUACGAGAUGGAGAUGAAGCCCCUCAUGAGGAUGGAUUCUUAUAUGCAAGAGAUUCACACCCAAAAAAGACACUAUAGCAAAGGGGGGCCCUGCAGGAGCGUGGCUGACGAGCACCGCGGGGAAGAGCGGGGCUUCGGGGUUCAGAGGCUGAGGUCUAAGUCCCAGAACAAAGAGAAUUUCAGGCCAGCUUCCUCUGCUGAGCCCACGGUGCAGAAACUGGAAAACCUGAGAUUCGGGGACAAAGCUGAACCUCGGCUACUAAGGUGGGACUUAACCUUCUCCCCGCCACAGAAAUCUUUACCUGUUGCACUAGAAUCCGAAGAGGACAGUGGGGAUGCGCUCAAAUCGAGUACGGGCUCAGCUCCCAUCCUGGUAGUCAUGGUGAUCUUACUAAAUAUUGGAGUUGCCAUUUUGUUUAUUAACUUUUUCAUCUAAUUCAAGACUGUCUUGUUUGCAAAAAUAACAGUUACAUGUAUGAAUGGGGAGGGGGAGGGGAAACAAACAAACAAACAGAAAAACACAAACCAAACAACAAGGAGAACAACACCAAGGAAGGGAAAGGAGAAAACACCACAAUGACAACUCGAACUGUCCUCUGAGGAUUUCCAAGUCUUUUCACAGAGAACAACAAAGGAUCGAGUCUCACUCACAGUUUGCCUUUUUUCCUGGGUAAUGUUUUUUGGAUUUUAGCCAAAAUUCUUUGCUUGUAUAACACUCUGCUGUGUGGCAUGGCAAAAUGCUAUCAACACUCUGCCCCCCUCAACACUGGAAGGGAUGAGAGAAGGGAAUCCCAAUGGAAUCAAUUCAAAAGCUCAUCUCCCCUUCCCCUUGACCUCCUCCCCCCACAGUAACCAACCCCAACGUGGAGACUAGGUGAUGGGAGAGUUGCUUGGGUGUAUGUAUGGGUCCUGGGUGAGUUUCCCAGGGGAAUCCACAACAGCUUUAACCACAAAGUAAAAUAGGAAAGGAAAGCAAAAUGGGGCUUUUCUUCUUGCUCCCGUUGCAGAGGGAGACACGCUGCUGGGAGGAGCAGGGGGAAGGCAGGAAGCCUGCCCAGCUGGGAGAGGUGGGAGAAGGGCCCCAUGUUCUUAUUUGGUGUUCAAACAAAGCAGUUAAUUGGUGUUCUGCUCAAUUUCCCGGGGUGGGGGGGAAAUGGGGAACUGAAGGUGUGAGCAGCAGCCCCACCACCCUCCUGCCUUCACUCCUCCUGCCCAGGCUGCUCCCUGCCACGGCAGGGCUGGGAAACACCCAGUGCUACUUCUAAGUCAUAACCAAUUUGUUCUGGGUAAAAAAGAGGAACCCAAACUCCCCAGUUUCCCCCUCUCAGAAACCUCCAGGCACCUGCAGCAAGAGCAAUGGAGUGGGUGCUGCUCAUGGUGUCGCCUGAGCGUCCCGUCCCAGACCCAGGGCAGGGAGCACAGUGGUGGGGAGAGCCUGGGGAACAGAGGGCUCAGUGCUGAUCCACAAUAAAAAACAAAGCAAAAGAAGCUAACCCCUUUUUCCCCCCCCCAAGGUACCUGGGGAGGAGCACUGGAGCACGUCCCAGAGAGGAGGAGGGAGAGGGUGGUGGGUUUGUCUCUUACAUCUUGCCGUGGACUGUUUCAGACAUCAUGCUUGGCCUCUGAGCAUGUAGUAUUUUGCACUUUGUAAUGCAGGAUGUAUAUUCCAGCUUCCAACAUGUCCCUGUCAAACAAAACAAACAAAAAAAGGUUAAAAAAAAGCCAAAAAACACCCCCCUCCCCCGUCCCCAAGCCAGUCCCCCCCAGCCCCAGCCAUCGUUGGCACUGGCAGCCUCUAAGGAUGGAGCCUUUUCUGGUUUCGUUUCUUCUUUUCUAUGUCACUUGAUUUGUUGGUUUCUACCAUCUUUGUAAUAUGCCUGCCUUGGUUUGUCCCCUCCCCUGUCCCCCAAUAAGAUGCAUACUCAUUAAAGAUGCCGUAUCCCUGUUCUGAGCUCUUCUGGUCCCAAUCACAACAGCGUGGUCUUGGCUCUAUUGCUUGGGAAAUGACCCCCAGCCCUUGGCUUUUCCACUCCCACUGGCCUCUUCCUCCCUUCCCCUUCCCACCCCUGCAGAUCCACCACUUGGAAUGGCUUCUUUGGGAUUUGGUACAGCCAGGGACCAAAUCCCACCCUCACUUCUA